This is a messenger RNA of Metschnikowia bicuspidata var. bicuspidata NRRL YB-4993, 1350 nucleotides long. RefSeq lists its product as uncharacterized. The record is from RefSeq and is a predicted model, not a curated record. Bases 357 to 1271 code for a protein of 304 amino acids. Lineage: Eukaryota; Fungi; Ascomycota; Pichiomycetes; Serinales; Metschnikowiaceae. The transcript has a single exon.
GCAAAAGCCGCGUAAUUUGUCGAUGCGAUCCCCCACGUGAGACUCUCUGUUUGUAAACUGAGCUCAUUAAUUUUCUUGUGCUGCUGCAGAUCCCAGCGGCUGGCCCUUGCAUCUUUCUCUAAAAUCCCUCGUUUUGGAGCAUCUUCUUUCUUAAGCACCCUUCUUUUUCGAGCCUCCUCUUUCUCUUCUCUUCACCCCUUUACCAAUACCAGAACCAGGGCUCAGCCUCAAUCUUACUGCACUCGUUGCUAGCCGCCUCAAGCUACAAAUAGAAGUUGCAAAGUAAAUCACGCAAAAUUCAAACUUCAUAUAAGCGCCCGCUACCCCCCACCUCCAAUUCCACAAACGCCUGAGUCAUGAGCGGUCUCGUGAAGCCAAUCUCACUGGGGCUUUCCCUAUGCGCGUAUGCAAUCGAUUCGAUAUUGUGCAAGAAAAUACACAAUCCAUUGGUUUCGUCGUUGGCUGUGAGUGGCACGCUUGCUUUUGUUGCUUUCAAGCUGCAUGCCACGUUGUCACCAUACAACUAUUCGGACGACCCAACGUUCCUUCCCGACUUAUUACUGAACGUAAUAAACUUGAUAUUCAUCGUCAGGUUCCCGUUGCGCCUGAAAACGGUCCUUCGUGUCACGUCCAAUAAGUACUUGGAGGGGUUCCUUUUCGUGUGUCUCAACGUUGUUGCCGUGCUCUCGCUCUACUCGUCAUACCCGUUUUCGUCUUUCUUGAACCUGGCCUUCCGAGGGUUGUUGUGGGUGCUGGUUGCCUGUCCGUAUGUGAUUUUAGCGUUGAAUCUCGCUGAAUACAGAUGCGCCAACAUGACGGAUUCUAGUGUGUGGAAUAUGAAGGCCAAGCUGAAAACCCUCCAAAACAAGCCGCCGAGACCGGGAGCCGGUAGUCUCUUGGCAUUGAUCGUUGAUACCAACAACAGCUUCUUGGCCAUUUUCAUCGCCCAGUCCUUCGCCGCGGUAAACCUUGACUUGCCGUUCUACGAGAGCUACUUCAUCCCGGUGCUCUAUAAGUAUGCAGCAUACUCGAUGAAGUUCUACUUAAUCUACUGCUUUGUGCUCUACGAGAUAGCAGUGGUGAUCUAUGAAGUUGACGACAUCAAAAGCUAUGCAGAGCUAUACCAGCCCAUACAGCUUUGCGUCAAGAAGAGCAGCUGGGAAACGUUUCGCGACAAUACAAGCACGUACUUCCUCAGUGGCGCGGUUGUCUUCGCCAUAAGCUUCGACUCGUUCAUGGCGUGGCGGUGUUACAGCAGUCAAUUUCUAUAGGGCCGCGAGAUGGCAGCAUGUUUUGAUGUCUGCGGUUUGCCAAGCAAAGCCAUCCGAGUCCCGGCGAAGCCUCGGAAAG